This is a messenger RNA of Colletotrichum aenigma, 1464 nucleotides long. RefSeq lists its product as uncharacterized. Gene Ontology annotation, cellular component: plasma membrane. Gene Ontology annotation, molecular function: G protein-coupled receptor activity. NCBI's taxonomy places the organism in Eukaryota, Fungi, Ascomycota, Sordariomycetes, Glomerellales, Glomerellaceae. The record is from RefSeq and is a predicted model, not a curated record. The coding region runs from base 1 to 1464 and encodes 487 amino acids. Gene Ontology annotation, biological process: adenylate cyclase-activating G protein-coupled receptor signaling pathway. The transcript has 3 exons.
AUGGCCUUUGAUGCGGCAGUCGCAUCCGUUACCCUCACGGGUAGCAUCCUCUCUUUUCUAGCAACUACGGGCGUGUUAAUUUCCUUCAUUUUCUACCACGAUCAACAACGCUCUUUCCGCCAUGCUCUCGUCCUCAACCUGACGUUGGCCGAGUUCAUCAACUCUCUCAACAAUACCGUAUCCGGAAUCAUCUUCAUCAAAGACAAAGAUCUGAGGCCCGGCGCGGCAUGCGUGCUGAACGGCAUGAUUGGGCAGCUAUCUGUCCAAGCCUCCGACUUCUCCAUCUUAGCCAUAGCCGUAGUCACUUUCCUCACCAUUACACGGAAGACGUACAUGCCCAAUACUUCGACAUUCAGGAAGUUCAUCAUUUGCGCUUCCGUCUGGGUGGUCCCGAUCAUCACGAGCGCCACGGCGACCGGCAUGGGCCAGAUGGAACCCGUCAGCGGCAACUGGUGUUGGAUCUCCCGCAACCGACCCGACCUUCGAUACUCCCUUACACACGGAUGGCGCUUCGCCAUCAUCUUUACUACGAUACUCAUCUACCUCUACGUCUGGUGGUACCUCGGCCGCCACUUCCGCUCCAUGGUCGACACGUCAGAUCCCCUCUACGAUUCAACCAACUCUGGCUCUAGUGUCGGCAACGUCAUGGCCUCUUCCAUUCGCAAAAAGCAAGGAUUCGAGAUUAUCCCAACGCCUGAGUUAGAAAUGGACCAAUUCGAACGACCGAAGCCCACGUUCAAGGAACCGUUCAAGACGACAUCGACACCGGACGACGACGAAUUGAAGGAGUGGUCGAACAAGGUCAGCGGUGGUGUUGGUCCGACCGAGCGGACUGUCUCCUUUGAAUCAGACGAAGGGGUCGAGCCCAUUACAAAGCCAGCGAGGGCAUCUGUCACCGCUGAUGACGUGGAGGGACAGAGAAAAAUGUCCGCAAGGAUAUCCCGCUUUGACGACAACGAGAUGGACUUGAGCCAGGCUUCCGAGGCCAGAUUCUCAUACCUUGAGCAGGAGGAUAAGCUGCAACAAAGCCAGUUCGGAGGGCCCUCUGCCUACCAUCGCGACAUGCGAAGGCCAUCAGCCAUGUCCGCACGGUUUUCCAAGUACGGGUUCCCUGACCUGUCCUCCAAGCGCAAGGGAUCCAGGAGCAGGAGCUCAACUCUGGAGUGGCGCAUGCCACCAAAGAGAGACUUCUCCGCCAGAGAUUUCCCGCAAAACCCAAGCCUCAAGAACGUCGCCAGCAAGCAGCCCGCUGCUGAGAACGUGACGGCCACGAUGAUGAGCGACUUCCCCAUCCGGUCACAGACGAGAAAGGUUGAGCGCGAGAUCAAGCGCAUGAUGCUUCUCAACGCGUACCCCGUCAUGUACGUUCUGUUGUGGAUUCCCGGCCUCGUCAACCGUCUUAUGGAGGCCUCUGGCAAUACAUCUCAAAGUCGAGUUCUGGCCGCCCUCCAGAGCUCAAGAUAA